UUUUUUUUUUUUUGGAUCCCCCUUUUCUUUCAUUACUUAAACUCUCAUAUAUAUAUAUAUAUAUAACAGUUCAUUCUCAUUAUGGUAUGGUUUCUUUCUUCAUCCAACAACAGUAACAACAACAAAUAUAUGCCAUUCCACUCAGUCUGGAGUCGUCGCAACAAACGUGGCUUGAUCAAUAUUAUUAGAUGGCUGGUGAUAACCAUCCUUUUUAUCUUAUUUUCCUUCUUGGUCAUUUGUCGAUUAGAAUUGAAUGCUAGACUUUAUAUUCGUCAAUGGAUUACCCCAUCAAGACCUGUACAAAAAGAACCUCUCUCAUCAACUUGUUUUGGUAAUCUCACUCACGAUACCUCCAAACCACCAAAAACUUAUACAUACAACUUUGUUCCCGGUAUUCCUGUCUGGGAAGAAUAUACUUGUUAUGAUUACGCCUCUUUAUUACAACCUCUUCCUCUCUCCUCUUCUCCAGUGAUGACUACUUUUCACACCACUUGGUCAAGUCAAAACUCGGAACAACUGACUUCAGCUCACUUGGCGACAUUUCAAUCAUUCUGUGCAACACAACCUUUGAAUUCUUCACAACUUAUACUUUGGAUCCAUCCUGAUGAUGAAGACAAACUCAAAACAGAUCCUCUUUGGAAAAAAGCAAGAAAUGACAAGGUUCGAUAUCAAGUGUACACUGAAAAUCUGACUGUGGGCACACCUCUUGAACAACAAACAACUAGUACGAUUAUGUCUGAUCUGGAAUUGGUGAAACUAGCUGUUCUUUAUCAUCAUGGUGGCAUUUGGUUUGAUUUAAACACUCUUUUUGUCAGGGAUAUGACUCCUCUUUUAGGACAUGAAUGGAUCGCUCAAGGUAACUGUCAGUCAUCAAUGUCUGGGAAUCCAUUUGAUAAUACAGGAUUGAUGCACUUUUACUCCAAAUCAUCCUCAAUAUGUGAACUUUUAUCUGGAUCAACAAAACCUUUCAAUAACAACAAGAACAAGAUCGCAAAUGCUAUUUUUAGUCCUGGUAGUACGAUCAAAGCCCGUGGUACAAGAGGUCCUGAAUUAUAUCAACGUAUUUAUCACAAUCUUCUUCGCAAUGGUGUCAAGCCUUGGUCAACCUUACCUUGGUGUUUUACUAAUCCCUCUCAAUGCAAAUCCUCCAAUUCCUUACCGUCUCCUUUUGUUCAAGCCAAUUUUAGUCCCCUUCGUUUACGUCAAAUCUUUGCCUUCCACUUUUCCUCUCCUCCAAGAAAACAACAAGCUCCCUCUGGUUCCAUUUACAGAUAUCUUGAACAAUAUCAACAAUGGUAGUAAUUAUUUCCACUUUUUAUCUAUUUACCUUUUUUUUUGUAUUCCCUUUUUUUUUUUUUUUUACUAUUAGUUUAUACAUACACACCUGUAUUUCCCUAUCACCUUCCAACCUUCAUUAUCAUCAUCAUCAUCUGUCAAAUAUUCCGAUUGCAUUAGGCAAACAUCUCUAUUUUAUUUUUUUUUUAUCAUCAUCGCUAGUUACAAUUAUCUAUCAAUCAAAUAAAAUAUUUUAAUACCCAUCGUCUUAUCCAUCUA
Halteromyces radiatus is the source of this 1554-nucleotide messenger RNA. RefSeq lists its product as uncharacterized. NCBI's taxonomy places the organism in Eukaryota, Fungi, Mucoromycota, Mucoromycetes, Mucorales, Cunninghamellaceae. The transcript has a single exon. The coding region runs from base 82 to 1299 and encodes 405 amino acids. The record is from RefSeq and is a predicted model, not a curated record.